Molecule: messenger RNA, 1242 nt
Organism: Fundulus heteroclitus (mummichog)
Lineage: Eukaryota; Metazoa; Chordata; Actinopteri; Cyprinodontiformes; Fundulidae
Product: secretory phospholipase A2 receptor
Exons: 5
Coding region: 249-965 (238 amino acids)
Source: RefSeq, a predicted model, not a curated record
CCGACUUGGCCACCAUCUACUCAGAGAAAGAUGCACAACGUUUCAACUUGAGCCCAUAUUACGCCUGGAUCGGCCUGCAGAGUACCAGGUUUGGGUGGACUGAUAUUCUCUUGUCUGAUGGAGGGAAAAAGUAUCAGAGCCUUUUGGAAAGCCAAAACCUCCCCUACAAUCCAGAAUGUGCUGCGGUCAGCUACCACAAUUACUACAGCCAAAGAUAUGAUAUUCCACUAAUCAACAGAAUUUAUGGCAUGGAUUGUGGAAGUUAUCAUUACUUCAUCUGCAAAGAUGAUAAGACUAAGUAUACUUUCAUACCCAAAGCAAAGAAGUGGUCUGAGGCUCAGCAGUACUGUCAGGACAACGACAAAGAUUUAGCAAACAUUGAGAGCUCAGAUCUGUACACCACUGUACACGAGGAGGACUUUCCCGUCUGGAUUGGUCUCCACAGAGAUGGUGGAUCAUGGAACUGGAGCGCAGGCCACUCAGAAUAUAAGAAGUGGAAAUCUAAGGAGCCGAGUAGCGAAGGUGAUUGUGUCUCCAUCUCCUCUGAAAGGAAAGAAAUGGCUGUCCAAAACUGCGCUGCCUACUCUCCAUUCCUCUGCGUCUCCGACAACGUGUUCCUGGUGAAGAAGGAAAAGAGCUGGGAGGAGGCGCUGGAAUACUGCAGAGGACUCCGGUCAUCCACAAACAGUAACCUUCGCUUCGAUCUAAUCAGCCUGCAGCCAGGAGAGGAGCACGUCUACAUGAUGAACAAGGUCAUGGAGGCUGACACAGACGAGGUGUGGACAAGCCUGAGUUUCCUGGCUGGUGAAUGGCUGUGGGUGAACGGAGCAGAUAUGAGGCACACUGACCUGCCCUCCUGCCCCGCCCCACAGCAGUACUGUGGGGCCCUUUCUAAACAUGAUACGGGCAGAAUAAAGACGAGAGACUGUUCACAGAAGAAAAACUUUCUCUGUUUCUGGGUGUAGAAUUAGCCAGAGAGGUUCUACAUUUUGAUGUUUUUCUUUUUAGAUUUAUGCGUUUUAAAUAGGUUCAGCAUGAGAUAGCUCUGAGCUAACACGUCUACUUAUGUGACGGAUAACUUAGUUGGGAUGCACAUGAAUGUUUUUGCACAUUUUGUUGCAUAGUCUUCUUUAUUUUGGUUGUUGUAGCACUGUUUGUGUGUGUAAGAAACAGCAAUUUGGAGUUUUUUCACAAAUGAGAGACGACUAUGCAGACGGUUUAGUGUCAAAUAGAUUUGUUGAC